UAUAAUUUUAAUACAGAAUAAGUGCUUGGAUCUACUGCUGCAGCGCCUGCAUUUGGUUAAGUUAAUUAAAUUUUAACCUAUCCCUCAACUAUGCACUUCCGUAAAUGUGUUGCUUUGGUAGUUCGAGAGUAUGUGGGUCAAGAUGCUAAGCUUCCAGUCCACCAAGUUGCCGCAGAUGACAUUACCAAAUUCUGUGAAUCCUACAAACACUCUGAGUUUAUACAAUGUAUUUAUUAUGCACUCUGUGGUGUGGAGGCCUCAACAGUUAAAGCAAAACAAACUGUGCUUUAUUGGUUAAGGUUCCCUCACACCAUAAACCUUAUCUUGUUCAAUGAAUUGAAGGGAAACAACAAAAACUUGGGAGGAGAUCUUGGCGAUUACCCACAAUACGACCCACAAAAAAAGUGGGUUACGUUGUGGGUACACCAAGUUUUCCUCCCGAGUGAGGAAACUUUGAAGGCUAUAACAGAGGUUCUUGAUAAUUAUCAGAACCCCCUUUAUCCUAAUUUCGAUAUUCCAAAAUCUCCGAAAUCAAAAAAAAUGAGACGCAGGCCCAUUUGUAUUGAAGUAAGAAUUUUAUAAUUUUAUUUAAAUAUUGUAUUGAAAGUUUCAAACUAAGCUAUAAUUUAAUAUUUUUUUUUUCCAG
This is a messenger RNA of Aphis gossypii (cotton aphid), 646 nucleotides long. RefSeq lists its product as uncharacterized. The record is from RefSeq and is a predicted model, not a curated record. Lineage: Eukaryota; Metazoa; Arthropoda; Insecta; Hemiptera; Aphididae. The transcript is spliced from 3 exons. The coding region runs from base 91 to 582 and encodes 163 amino acids.